Penaeus monodon (black tiger shrimp) is the source of this 3291-nucleotide messenger RNA. Its product is annotated as probable serine/threonine-protein kinase dyrk2. The transcript is spliced from 9 exons. Gene Ontology annotation, biological process: actin cytoskeleton organization. The record is from RefSeq and is a predicted model, not a curated record. Bases 193 to 2001 code for a protein of 602 amino acids. Gene Ontology annotation, cellular component: plasma membrane. NCBI's taxonomy places the organism in Eukaryota, Metazoa, Arthropoda, Malacostraca, Decapoda, Penaeidae.
GGUCACAGUAGAGUUGUGUCUAGCGGUGGGUGAGGAAGUGACGCUCCGUGCUCUGGAAAACCGUGAUUGAAAAUAUCCCAGUCGUGGAUUUAUGGUGUGUUGUGAGGAAUAUAUAUAUACCGUGGGGAUUUUUAUACGGGCUUUGGAUUAACACGUCUCCUGUAUCCCUAAGGAAAGGAAGACGUGUUGAGUAUGUUAGUGGAGAACUCCAACGGUGGAGGCGGGGAAGGUCGCUCCUCCACCGCCACCACCAACGGCACUAAGAACGCCACCCCCAAUGGCACGCGAGGCCCCCCGACCACCACCAGAGGCCCCCCCAACACCACCAGAGGCACCACCAACGGCACGGCCAAUGGCACCACCAACGGCACCAGCAGCAGCAGGAACAACAACAAUGGCGUGGUGAAGACGACCGCCUCGACGCCCACGAAGCCGACGCCGACGAUCAGGACCACCAGCAUCUCAGGGCCCCCGAGGACCACCCUGGGCUCCCGGACGCACUCCACCCCAGGGCCGGCUCUCACCUCGAGGCCCAGCUCCCACGCCACGACCAUCACCAAGACCAGCAUCAGCAGCAGCAGCAGUAGCAGCAGCAGGAGCAUCAGCAGCAGCCCUGGCAGCAAGGGAGCCACGCCCAGCAAGAGUGCCUCUGGGGGCCUGGACGCGCAGCUGACCUACACGCCGCCCCACGUCCUCAUCCGCUCCAUCUCGUCCCUGUCGCAGCACUCGCUCAGGCCAGCCACGCCCGAGCUGGACCAGGAGGAUGGCAUUGUGUCAGUACCAGCACUACGCAAGGGCGUUUUGCUGCAGGCACGCGACCGGCUCUUCUCGAGGUGGAAAGAGCGCUACUUUGUGCUUACAAGGGACUACUUGGCGUGCUUCAGGAGAGGAUCGACCAAGUAUUCAGAAAUGGGAUCGUUCAUAUUCAAGGUCAACCUAGCCAGUGUAGAAUGCGUAGAGUGGCAGGAUCGGCGUGGUGGCCCUGCUCUGGCCCUGGCACUCCCUAGGGAAGGCCGUGUCCUCCUCCGGGCCAAAUCAGGGUUGGACCAGUGGUACAGGUUGCUCCUUGAGGCCACCAAUGCCUCCCGACACCGCCGCAAUGUCCUGCGUCGUGGCACCUCCACCACACACUUGAACAACACCACAAACAACAACUUGGACUUAACACCACCUGCAAAGUCAAGUGGCAUUCAGUACAGCCUCAGUGGAUCGACACCCGAGAUCACCCGCCUGUGUGAUUCAGUGUGUGACGAUUCCCCAGGUGGCACGAGCUCGCGUCUCCUUACAAGGCACCAUAGAUUCUCUUUGCUGGCUGAUGCAGACCUAGGCUCUUGCGACACAGACAUUGCAACUCCUCCAUCUUCAGUCACUUCCUCCAACAAGUUCAGCACCUCGACCUCUGCCUCCAACACUUCAGGAUCAGGAGGUUCCUCAUCCCUGGCCUCCUCCCCAUCUCUGCGCGGUUCAUGCGCUUGGCCCCGACCAUCAUCCCCCCUGAGGCCUGUGGUAGGUGAUGCCCCGCGAUCAAGACUCUCCUUAUACGAAGGAGCUCGGGAACUGCCCACCUCGGCCAAGAUGCGGCAUUCCGUUUGCCUGGAGCCCCGCGACGCCCAGGACAUGGCAAGGAAGCAGAAGAACAGACACUCGAUCUGUGUAGAGCCAAGGGAUCUGGCCAGGACACGUGCCUCACUCUGCCUCGAGCCACGCAACCCCCUGCUGGACUUGAUGGAAAGCGUCGAAGCUAUUCCCACGCUCAUCUCACACGAGGAUAGUCGGCUGCCGUCUUCUGCUAGAACUUCACCUUCAAAGAGUGAAGGAGAUAGAAGAUCAACCACCGACGUUCCCCUCCUGGUCAGCGAAGUGGACACGAGUCCUUCCCCCAGCGGUGCCCCAGCCCGUCCACGUGCACACUCCACAUCACUGACCCCAGAGCGCACCCUGGGCCCCCGCUCGCGCUCCAAUCUAGGCUUCUUCCGACACUCAGGCCUCUUCAACCAUUAAUCUUUCCUUGGACUAGUGGUAUUGGUAUUUCGACUGCCGGUUUCCUUCCAUCCUUCUUACUGAUGCUGUUCGAAGGGGAUAUGUACAUUUUUAUAUGCAAAAAAGGAUUGUAAGAUGUGAAAAUAUAUAUAUAAUAAAGAGCAGAAUCUAGGCACCAGCAUACACUACCUCCCAACUGUGCUCAUGCAGUGUUUGACCAUCCAUCUCUCCCUCUUGAUGAGAGAAACGUUUUGACAAAGAAUAUGUGAAUUAUGUAAGCAUAUAAGAGUGUUUUUCAUGCACACUAGAAGUUGCAGAGUCAGUGUGAUUUAAUCUUGUAUUAUGUUUUAGUAUUGAGAUUGAAGAUUAUAUUGCUGUUAUUUUUCCCCAAUGUCCCCCUCAAUGUCCUUUGUAUUUUGUCUUUAGUUCACCAUCCUAGAUAUUCUAAAUAUUUGUAAAUAGUUCAUCUGAUAUCUCUCUUGUUCUUAUUAAUAAAACAGUGGAUAUUAAUGAUUAAAAAGAAAAGAGACAGGACACUUUUUUCGAAUAAUAGGGUCUGUCACAUGACAAGAACAAUGUUUACUAAACUGGAAGAAACAAGGCAAAAAUGGUGUCUUGAGGAAGUCUUCACAGAAAACAACGUGAAGCUAAUUAUCUCCUUGGAUAGAGACUUGGCUUAACCACAUCUUAAUUGUGCCAAAUUGGGAUGAAACAUCAACACAUCUCAGCUCUCAGAAGUAGAGGAAAAUGUACAGUUGGAUGUGAAAACAGUUUGAUCUAUAAAAAAAAAGAAAAAAAAGGAAAGAAAAAAAAAUGGAACAACAUAGGUAUUUAUGUUAGGUAUUUGCUCAAUGCAGCAAGCAAUCAUUGAUUUUUCUUUUGCAUCUGCUUUUUUUACCCCCCAUUUCCCCCUUUUUUUUUUUUUUUUCUUUUUUUUCUUUUUUCUUUUCUUUUCUUUUUUUUUUUUUUUUUUGGUGAUGUUCUUGAAUAGCCAGAUAAAUAUACCAUGUAUAAACAUUGUCCACUGUGGUUUGUCAUUGUUCGAUGACAGAUGGAUACAGUUCUUGUUUAUAUGAUCGACUUUGUAUGUGGGUGAAUGUACAUUUUGUAAUUUUUAAUUGUGUAAGUUAAUAGUUAGUGGAUUCUGUACAGUACAUAUUUUUUAUUUCCAAAGUGAAUAUACCUUGACCAGUGAAAGUCUGUUGUAUAGAAUGUACAAGUACUCCCUACUGAAAAGAAACUAGUCAUUUUAGGGUUUGGAUACAGGAACAAAGAUUGAUACACAUAUAAACAGAAAAUGAAAAAAAAAAA